AUGUCAACCUUUCUUGAUAAGGCUGCCAGCAAUGGGCGGUGGCAAUUCAUCGACUCUUCGAAGAAUAGGCGAACCAACUUAACCCAAGUGAAGCGUCACGUUAUGCAAGAAUAUAUGCGCCAGAAGAAAGGCGGCACUCGCCAAAGUGAAAGUGAAGAAGAGGCACCACAAGCAAAACGUGGGGAGCGCAGGAAGACUCGGGGUGCACAACGAAGGUCAGAGAAGAAAGCGAAUUCAGACGGUGACAACAAGAACAACGAACCCCGAGUGAGGAGAUCAACCAGGAUCCAGCAAGCUACACGCAGAGAAGAUCUCAAUGGUGAGGCUAACUGCGAUAUGUUUGUUUUGGAUUCUAUCUCAUCGGAUCCUCCGUUGAUUGAAUCUAAUGAUAUGCCUCGGUUUCCUCCACGGUCAUCUUCUGUCCAAUCUCACGAUGUUCCUCUUCUACUAGACGACUUUAUUGAUGUAAAUCCACAAAGUUGUCCGAGCUAUGAUCUACAUCUCAACAAUUUCUCAUGGCCACCACCCUCCAUGCUCCCAUAUCAGUUCGUGCCAUCGCCAACUACUAUGAUCAGCGAUGCGCAAUUCGACACAUUCAAUACUCUUCCUAUAGAGUUGGAGCGAGGUGCACACGGAAUAUUUGACUCCUAUGUGGACGAUAUGCCAGCCUCCUCCUAUGAAACCCAUUACCAGUCACCCAUGGCCAACGACUGUUAUACACCGACUUUUGUGUCUGGGAUAAUCAAAGACGAAACCCAAAAUCCCCUUGUUCAUAGCGAUCCUGCUGUCUCCGUGCUCCAGGAGCACCGCUCCGACAACCCUCACGAAAUCUCCGAUGAUGCAAUCAUUUCCUGUCUGAAUACCGCAGCCUUGGAGGAUUCUGAUCCCCGACUAGGCCACAAGGAAAUAAGCCAGGUGCACAUGCGAGACGCACGCGAGAUGACCAACUGGCAGAACUAUAUCUUGCCGGGAGAUGAGACCUUCUUCUAUGAUUAUGACCAACAUGCGCCAGCCUCAUCUGAGACUUUACCACCAGCACCCCAGCCCACUCUAAGCCCCCGCUCAAUGCUAUCUCCGCUAUAUUCCACCUCCUCGGGCUUCUCAGAAGUCAGCCCCGAACCUCAACCAACAUUCCCACCUUACUCAGAAGCGAUCCCAGCGGAUGAGAUCCAGUAUGAAGAAUUAUUCGACUUUCUCCGAUCCUGUGAGCAGCUUGCCGUAUAUUGA
This is a messenger RNA of Penicillium roqueforti, 1227 nucleotides long. Its product is annotated as sigma-70 region 2 family protein. Lineage: Eukaryota; Fungi; Ascomycota; Eurotiomycetes; Eurotiales; Aspergillaceae. The record is from RefSeq and is a predicted model, not a curated record. The coding region runs from base 1 to 1227 and encodes 408 amino acids. The transcript has 2 exons.